AUGCUCGCCGAGGGACAUCGUGUCGACCGCCUCGACCGCGAGCGCGUUUGGCGCAUCUGGCGUCGUCACGACGCGCUCAAGCCCCGUUACUCGGUCUUGCGCUCGACCGGCGCCGACGAGAUCCGCCUGUCGGUCCCGUCGUGGUCCAACUUCCGCCUUUUGCCGAGCGUCGAACCCCUGUGGCUGCCCGAGGGCGACGUCGUGUCGGACGAGCAGUGGCAGGCCGCCCUCCCGUCCAUCCUCGCCGACCUCGCCACGGCGCGCCGGGUCCUCAAGGUCGCCUACGCGCGUCGCGUUGUCGAGCCGCUCGUCAAGGCCGGCGCCCUGACCGACAGCAGCCUCGCCGACGCGCUCAAGGCGUCCAAGCGGCCGCUCAAGCCGACCGGCGCCCUCUUCGACGAGACCGACUUUGGCGACUAUGAACGGGUCCACCGCCACUUCAGCCGCAUGUACAUGGACGGGCCUGUCGGCUUCCUCGACCUUGGCGACAAGGCCGACGGCGUCGACGAGCUCGAGCUCGACGCGCUCUUGUCGCAGGCGGUCGCGACCUUCGUCCACGUCGGCUCGAGCGGGCAGGCGACGCUCGUCCCGUUCCCCGACAUCGUGCCCAUGCUCGACAAGUACGGCUCACGCCCAGAGGCGGUCGACGACGGUCAGCUCGAGACGCCGUCGGUCCAGUUCAUUCAGCAGCAGCUCGACGUCCUCGAGCGCGCCGGCCUGCCCAACCACCGCUCGAGCGUCGCCGAGCUCGAGGCGCUCGGCCCUGUCUUCGAGUGCCACGGCUGCGGCGUCGCAGCGCCCGCCGCCUCGGACGGCGUCAAGAGCAGCUCUCUAUGCUGGAGCGAGAUGCUUCGCCACGCCUGCACGGUCCACCGCGACUUCUACGCCGCCUCGGGCGAGCACCUCCCGAGCGCCGUCCCCGAGAUCCGCCUGUCGACCUCGACGUACCCGCCCGAUUCGCCCGUCCCUCCUCCUGCGUCCUCGACAACCGCCGUUGCCGACGUCGCCACCGCCUGA
Molecule: messenger RNA, 1017 nt
Organism: Rhodotorula graminis WP1
Lineage: Eukaryota; Fungi; Basidiomycota; Microbotryomycetes; Sporidiobolales; Sporidiobolaceae
Exons: 2
Coding region: 1-1017 (338 amino acids)
Source: RefSeq, a predicted model, not a curated record